UGUAGUCCAGGGUAUACGCUGGUAUACGGCGUAUACCUACUUAUUUUUCAGUCAGCAUUGCGUAUACCCACUUCUAAAUCCCCCCUGAUGCGCAUCAUUCAGUAAUAUCUGUGAGUCAGAUUGCCUAUUUUCUUCCUCGGGGAUAGUGAAGCCAUGACCCACCCUCCUCUGCCUCUAAUUGGCUGGUACUCGCUGCUUUCACUGAUUAGAUUGGUUAACUUUAGGCAUGAGGACUGAUGAGCCAAUCAGAGGCAGAGUAGGGCGGGUCAUGCCGAGGAAAAUAUCGCUAAUACCUCAGGUGCCAGUGAAAAAAAAAAAAAAAAACUCAGGUGCCGGUGCCACUUGACUACGAUAACGGCAGCAGACCAAACAACGGAUGAAGAAAGGACACAAGCGGCGGUGUGCCACCCCAGUUGAUGGAAGACAUCAUUCUGAGGGACAGGUAACCAUGAAAAGGAAGGGAGAUAUUGCAGACUUUUUUGUAAAGAGGCACAAAUCAGGCCCAGAUCAGGCCCAGGCAGACCCCACCCCUAAAACCAGCAGCCCUGGCAGCUCUCAACCGGGAGCUAGCCAGGCAAGUCAGUGUGAGCAUAGAGAAGGAUCCAGUCUACCACCACCAGACAUCAAUAAUGACUGGCCAGACCUGUGGAGUGCUAAACAAACAGAAGACUUCAAAUCCAAGAACCCCUGGUUGGGAUCCAAAAACAAAAAAUUGGGAUGUCUGGUCUGUAGCAGUGUGAACUCCAUUGGGAUCGACAAGGAGCAAGGACAAGGUGUAUCGCUCUCAAGAGAAUGGAUGAACUUUGAAAUUCAAGUGUCUGGCCAGGGAAGUAGAACAACAAGUUUGUCAAUCUUGAGAAAUAAGGUGAGGAAACAUGCGUUGUCCAAGGCCCACACUCAGGCUGUGAAGGUGGCAGAGCAACAGAAAGAAGCUGCCAUUGAGAAUGCAGUGGAGACUAUGACUGAGUCCUACAUGAAGGAAACUGAAGCUGUGUUUCGAACAGCCUACCAUCUGGCCAAAAAGAACCGACCCUUUUCUGACCAUGAGAGCCUCAUUGAGCUGCAGGAACUGAAUGGUGUAAAAAUGGGCUCAAUACUUCAUUCACGUUACAGUGCAACACAAAUAAUACAACAUGUUGCUAGUGAGAUGCAGAGCAAAAUCAUCAGUAGCAUUAUAGCAUCAUCCAGUAAGUUAGCUGUCCUAAUUGACGAGGCAUCUUCUUUAAGUCACAAAGCUGUCAUGACAGUUUCUAUUAAAGCAUCAAUUCAAGAAGAAAGCCCUGAGUUCAUAUUCCUGGAACUUGUUGAACUGGAAAAUCAGAGAGCAGAUGGCAUAUUACAGGCGUUACUCACCUGUUUAACUAAUGCUGGCUUUACAGAAGAGUGGCUUCAUGAAAACUGGGUAACAUUUGUAUCUGAUGGAGCCAGUGUCAUGCUAGGAAAGAAGUCAGGAGUAGCAACCAGACUGACUUUGAGAUUCCCAAAGCUUUUUGUAUGGCACUGCAUGAACCAUAGACUUGAACUUGCUGUGUCAGAUGCAGUUGAUGAGGUAAACUCUGUCAAUCACUUUAAAACUUUUAUCCAGAAGCUAUACUCUCUGUAUAGUGUGUCAAACAAAAUGAACGUGAACUUGUUAAUGCAGCAGCUGAAGUAGGCUCACAACUUCUUCGCAUUGGCAGAAUCUUGGAUGUACGCUGGGUGGCCAGUAGCUUUCGGACUGUUCGUGCUGUUUGGACAUCCCUGGGAGCUCUUGUGCAGCACUUUAAAAAUGCUUGCAGUGAUGAGAUGAGGUCCACCAAAGAGAGGCAGAUGUACAGAGGUUUGUUAGACCGUGUUCAAAGUCCAGAAUUCAUUUGUGACCUUGGCCUCAUGUACGACACUCUCCAUGAACUAAGUCUCCUGUCACAGGAGCUUCAGUCUCGUUCUAUAACGCUCCUCAGAGCAGAGCAUCUGCUGAAACGCUCAAUCAGAGUGAUCCAGUCAUUCAAAGAGAGUCCAGGUGAGAAAUAUAGUGAGGCUUUAGAAGCAAAACAGACUGGGGAGUAUCGGUCUAUAGCCCUGAAAACAAAUGCAAAGCUGAAGUCUAUCAAUCCAGGCCAGUUCUUACAAAGCCUUGUGAACAAUCUGGAGAAACGCUUGUCUUUUGAAGAUGAGACCAUCAUGGACCUCAGCAUCCUUGAUCAGAGUAAGUGGCCAUCAAAGCCCAGCAUCCGCCAUGGUGAAGAACAAGUUAAGCGACUGUGCAAGCGAUUUAACUUGUGCACAGACCAAGCACUGAAUGGGAUGCGGGACC
Messenger RNA from Coregonus clupeaformis (lake whitefish), 2293 nucleotides. RefSeq names its product E3 SUMO-protein ligase KIAA1586-like. The transcript is spliced from 4 exons. The record is from RefSeq and is a predicted model, not a curated record. Bases 377 to 1654 code for a protein of 425 amino acids. NCBI's taxonomy places the organism in Eukaryota, Metazoa, Chordata, Actinopteri, Salmoniformes, Salmonidae.